Molecule: messenger RNA, 4473 nt
Organism: Acanthamoeba castellanii str. Neff
Lineage: Eukaryota; Discosea; Longamoebia; Acanthamoebidae
Product: GTPase activating protein Sar1, putative
Exons: 26
Coding region: 1-4473 (1490 amino acids)
Biological process (GO): regulation of GTPase activity; regulation of actin cytoskeleton organization
Cellular component (GO): cytoplasm
Molecular function (GO): actin filament binding; calmodulin binding; GTPase activator activity
Source: RefSeq, a predicted model, not a curated record
AUGUCGUUCAGGAAGCGCUCGCUGACGUCGUCGCUGCGGUCGCUCACGGGUUCGCCGCCCAGCCGGCGGGCGACGAAGGACGUAUUUGCGACCGGCUCGCCCGGCGGCAGCAACGGCGGCGGUAAUGGCAUCGCGUCGAGCGCGAGCUACUCGUCGGGCAGCGAGAGCGACAGCAGCGCGACGCUGUCCUCGUCCGACUCGACCCUCUCGUCGUCGGCCUCCUCCCAGUCGCGCACCUCCGGCGAAAUGGCCGCCGUGGGCACCUCGGGCGAGCCCAAGCUCAGCAACCGCGACAAGAUCAAGCGGCAGCUCUCCUGGCGCAGCGCCUCGAGCCGCGUAAAGAAAGAAGCGAAGCAAAAGAGAGCGAAAGAGAAGGAAAGAGAGAAGGAGAAGGAAGGCCGCAAGCGCGGCGCGACAAAGAUCUUCAAGUCAGACAAGGAGAUGAAGGAGGGCAAGCUGGAGAACCUGCGGCAGGCCGGCGAGACGGCCUACGAGAGCAUCGCGACGAGCCUCACCGACAUCGAGCGCAACAUCGAAAAGCGGCAGAAGAUCGACGACCAGCUCAAGGAGAAGGUGAAGGAGAUGUCGCUCUACAUCCACCGCUUCUCGUCGGUCACCAUCACCACCACGGCCACCGUCGCGCCCGCCCUCGGCUCGUCGCCUUCAGCCACCGCCGGCGCCGGCCUCAACAACGGGUCAUCGUCGUCGGCCUCGCCGCCGCCGUUCGUCGCCCAAUCGUCGUCGUCCAACCUCAACAAGACCAUUCAGACCUCGACCUCCUACCGCAUCCUGCCCACCAUGGAGAGGGUCAACUCGGCCGUUUGGGAGUCCCUCGAAAAGGACAAGCUGAAGCGCGAGUGCAAGACCAAGGAGGAGCGAUUACUGAUGUGGAAGCAGAUCAACAACAUGGCCCUCCUGGAAAUCAGGUGCAAAUUGGGUUCGAUGAAGCAAAACCUGGCGGAGACGCGGUCAAUCGGAGACGCGUUCUUCAUUGUACAGUCAUUCAGGGCGCUCGAGCGGUAUUUGGAGGAGGGAGAGGAGGAGCAAAGCGACUCCAACAACAAGAGCGGGAAGCACCAGCUGCUCAAAUACAACGUGCUCCGAUCACACAUCAGCAACGGCGGCAUGCUCGGCAAUGGUGACGAUGAGAGCGGGGCGUCGGAGGCGAUGGACCACAACCCGCGCCUUUCGUCUUCGCUGAGCAACCUCAAGGCGCGCUCCCUCUCGACGGGCCAGAAGCAGCUCCGUAUGCGCUACCUUGAACUCCUGGACAGCAUCGACCAGGCGAUCGAGGAGAUUCGCGAGCUUCUCAACGAGGUCCACUCGGUACUGUCCAAAGGCAACAGCUCGCUCAGUCCCUACUCUAUCGUCUCGUUGGCCUCCAUCAUCAAGGACAUCAAAAAGAUCUGGGAGAGCGAGACGGAGUUCCACGAGUUCGAGCGACCGGACAACACCAACUUCAUCUACAUCAUGGAGCGCAUACAGCAGCUCCCGCCCGACGUGCAGAUCCCGGCCGAAAAGCUCAACAAGCUCACCAAGGUCACGCUCAUCACCAUCGCCGAACUCAGCCAGGAGUUCACCGACGCUCAGAACAACGUCACCAACGACCAAUCCAUCGCCGCCGCCAUCACCUUUGCCCGCAAGCUCCGCUCCAUCCGCAAGUUCCUGUUGCGAGAUGUGACGUCGUCGAGUGUGAUUUCGAACCUCAAUCGGGCCUCGCGUGCCGGCGCGGGCGGCCAAGUCAUGCGGCUGCAGGCCCUCCUCAAGAAGGAGGUCGCCACCUCCAGCAUCAUCCAAGAAGAGGAGCGGACGGUGAAGGAGAUGCAGGAGCAGAUCAGCGAUGCCAACGUGCAGCGGCACCUGCUGUCGCUCUCCGUGCGUAACCUGGACCGCAAGAUCAACAUCAUCAUCAAGUCCCGCAAGAUGCAGCUCGAUGGCCGCGCCGAGGAGGACGAAAGCCUCGAGCAGGAGUACGAGGAGGUGUUCCAGUUCUUCGACGAAAGCAAGCAGCAGGAGAACCCGUUGGGCAACGCCAAGGAGAAAUACGAGCACUUCGUCUCCAUCAUUCGGUCGCAGCCGCAGUACCUGUCUCGCGUCGUUCGCUUCAUUUCGCUCACCGAUGGUGACAAUCUGGUGGAGACGAUCACUUUCUCUCUCUUUUCCGACCUCUGCCUGGGCACGGAGGAGGCCCUCCUGCUCUCCAUGGUUUCGCGCAUCAUGAACUCGGAGUUCCAACGGUGUAAGCAUCCACGCGACUUCCUCCGUGGCACCACAUUCGUGUCUCGCCUCAUCUCAUCCUAUACCAAACGACAGAGCGGCCGAUUGCACUUGGUGCAAACGCUGAAGGAGGCCCUGUCCUCCAUCAUGAACGACGACAAGCUGGACGUGGAGUUGGAUCCCCAAAAGUUGUACAUAGAAAUGGGGGAGGUCGAAGAGGAGGAGGUCUACAACAUGGAGAUCGCAGAUAUUCGCAAGAUGCCCAGGGUCAAGAAGAAGAUUCGCAAACAUCAAAACAAGCUGCAUUGGCUGUGUAAGUAUGUGCUCAACACCAUCAUCAAGGGUCUCUCCACAAUGCCCUUCGGCAUGCGAUGGCUCGCCAAGCAGCUCGCCGAGAUGAUGCAGGAGAAGUUCCCCGAAUCGACGUUGGAGGACCGGGACAUUUUGCUGGGGUCCUACAUCUUCCUUCGCUUCUACUCGCCCGCCAUCAUCACGCCCGAGUUCUACGGCAUCCUCACCAACGCCAACACGCUCUCCCUCCGCGUGCGACGUAACCUCCUGCAUAUUGCAAAGGUGCUGCAAAAUCUGGCCAACAGGUGCCCCUUCGGAGAGAAGGAACCCUUCAUGGUGCCCAUGAACGUAUUCCUAAAGGACAACCAAUCGGUGCUGCAGUUCUACUUUGACAAGCUCAUCAACGUGGGCGACCCGCAGGCCUACUUCCGCAAGAACCAGCAGGUGGGGCGGAGCGAGCAGACCAUCACCAUCUCCCCCAACGAACUGUACAGACUCGUCACCUUCGUCUCCAGCAAACUCGACGAUGUGGCAACGGACGAGGAGGAUGGCGAUCUGAGGUCGGUGGUGCAAGAAUUGCUCCCCGUGCCGCAGCUGCUGCCUAAGCGCAACAACAAAUACCUCCUCCUGCACAUCACCAACGAGCCGCCAUCUAAGGGCGACGAGCCGGAUGUGAACAUACGGGAGAAGCUGGUGAACGACGUGAAGGACAAACUGGUCCGAGUGCUGCACCUGCUCGCCCCGCUUGACGACAUCCUCGGCGAUGACGAAGACGACGUGCCGCUGUCGCCCAAGUACAUGGGCCUGGGCAGCGGCAACGAGCUGUCGCCCACCAAGAGCACGGCCAUCCGCGACGCCGUCAACGAGGAGUCGUCGGCGUCCGACAAGCGACGGCGCGGCAGCAGCAGCGCCGGCAGCGCCGCCGCUGCCGCCGCCAAGGGCAAGGGCAAGGAGGUCGAGGAGGAGCAGGAGGUGGACGACGAGCGGGACAAGGAUGACGUCAGCGCGGCCGAUCAGCGACGACGGAUGAGCAGCGUCGAGGAGGACAGCAGCGAUGAUGACGGUGGUGACAAGGAGAGGGCCGUCGACGGAGAGGGCAAGGGCAUCGACGACGGCAUGACUGAGGCCGAGCGGCGGCACUCCGACGGGCAGCCGCGGUGGUCCCACAUGAACGUGCGCCGCAUGCUGCAGGAGGUCAAGAAGAGGGCCAAAACCAACGGUGUGGGCAUUGUGACGAUGAUGAGCAUCACGGGCGACGGGGUGAAGCGGAAGAAGGAGGAGCAGGACGAGCUGCUCAUCUCGCUCGACGACCUCAUCUACUCGCUCAAACGACUGCCCGAGGAGUACAAGGCCAGCAACUACGCCCACCUUCUCUACCAGAUGGAGCAGGAUUACCAACGACGUCGGAUCUACCUGUCGUUCUUGUGCACGGAGAAGAUCGAAAUGCUUCAGUCGCUGGAGCACCUGCAAAGCGAGGUGGAGCGGCUGGUCGACGAGAAGGAGAUCUACACCGAGUACCUCAAGAACGUGCAGCUCAAGGCCUUCCUCGCCCGCAUCAAGUCUCGGCCGAUCAUUGGUCCGUUCAAGUACAAGAUCAGGGACCUGGCCAAGGUGGGCGUGAUCACGGUGUCCACGCGGGAGAUGGAGGGCCUGAGCACGGAGGGCUACAGCGCGGUGUCGGAGGAGCAGAUGGGCGGCAUGCCGCUCCGCGUCAGCACGGAUCGCGGUGCCGGCGGCGGCAAGGAGGGCCGCACCUGGCUCGACGGCGUCGUCAAGAUGUCCUGCACCUCCCCUGGUUCGAUCAACCUGGUGAUCCACCACAUAGAUUCGCCGCCGCACUUCUUCGAGAUGCACCUGUCGAAGCUGAUGGACGAGCUGCUGACCAACGACACCAUCACCUACAACGGCGUCGUCUUCGAUCUCCGCAAGGUCAUCCACUUCAUCAACAACAACCUCACCGGCUAG